Messenger RNA from Eupeodes corollae, 620 nucleotides. It is a transcript of the gene EMRE, whose product is annotated as essential MCU regulator, mitochondrial. Gene Ontology annotation, cellular component: uniplex complex; mitochondrial inner membrane. The transcript has a single exon. Gene Ontology annotation, biological process: calcium import into the mitochondrion; mitochondrial calcium ion homeostasis. The coding region runs from base 134 to 415 and encodes 93 amino acids. The record is from RefSeq and is a predicted model, not a curated record. NCBI's taxonomy places the organism in Eukaryota, Metazoa, Arthropoda, Insecta, Diptera, Syrphidae.
AAUCCGUCAUCACAGUUCACAGAACGGAAAAAAAAUCGAAUCGACUCGAAAUAGAAAUAGAAAAAAAUUGCCUGUAGAAAUCUUUAAUUUUUCAAAUCAAAUUCAUUUUAAUUACCUACAAAACAAAAACAAAAUGAUCGUAUCCAAAUUGGCACAAAUCAACGCACUUGGCAAAUUAUUUCAACAAAUUUUAGUCAAACAAAAAAAUCAAGAGAUUCUUAUGAGAACGGCUACGCACUAUCGAAGUGGAGCCUUGAAACCAAGGCCUGAAACCAUGCCAUUAGGUUGGGUUGGAGCUAUGUGUUUGGUAGUUCCUGGACUCUUAAUUGGGGCAGCUAUUAGCAAGAGUGUAGCUAAUUUCCUUGAGGAGAACGAACUAUUUGUACCUGAUGAUGAUGAUGACGAUGAGGACUAGGAAUCUGCAUUUACGGCUGCUGAGUAUUUAAUGACGAAACGUUUUGACCAAGUAAAAUAUGUAUUACCUUAAUAAUUGUUGAUUUUCUUGCUACAAGUUCAAGAGCUGACGAAUGUUGCCAUUUAGUUUUAUUUAUGUAUUUAUUUAUUUUAAAAAAAAUUUCUGUAGAUAUCCAAUAAAAACAGAUGUUUAAAAAAUAAAAAAA